Angiostrongylus costaricensis is the source of this 1170-nucleotide messenger RNA. Lineage: Eukaryota; Metazoa; Nematoda; Chromadorea; Rhabditida; Metastrongylidae. The record is from the annotation of a GenBank genome assembly.
CUGCGUAAAAGAGCGUUAGCUCGGCAAUCGAAGCCUAGCAGCUCAGGGAAAUUGGAUGAGGGAGCUACAUUCUCAGAUGUGCAUUCCGUUGUAUUGGAUCCACUUGCCAAGCUGCCAUACUCGGAAGAAUUUGUAAAGCAACAUGUGGAGAAGACGUCGAAGGAGAUAUUGAAGGAGAGAAACAAAUCCAAGUUCGGAAAUAGGAAGAAGGCUUCCAAUGUUAUUGUAUUUGAUCAUAUUCCCUUGGCAGAUCAGAUCGUAUGCUUGUUUCCAGGACAAGGCGCGCAGUAUGUUGGUAUGGGAAGCAAACUAGUUGACUGCCCCAAAGCAAAAGCUGUUUUCGAUCGUUCAUCUGAAAUCCUUGGUUAUGACAUGUUCAAACUGUGCACUGAAGGACCAAAAACUAAGCUUGACCAAACCCUCUACUGCCAGCCGGCUGUUUUCGUAUCUUCAAUGGCGUCCAUUGAGAAAUUCAAGGCUUCCGAUGAAACGAUUGCUGAUCGUAUAACCGACGCUGCUGGCUUCAGUGUCGGUGAAUUUGCUGCACUAGUUACUGGUGGAAUAAUCGGUUUUGAUGAUGCACUUCGGGUGGUUGAUGCGCGAGCGAAAGCAAUGCAUGAAUGCAAUCAGUUAGUCCGUAGCGGAAUGCUGACGAUAAGAGUGAACGCCUCAUCCCGACUUAAUGAAGCAAUAGAAAAGGGUGAGAUGGAUGUUUGCGAGGUUGCAAACUUUUUGUUUUGUGGCGUUCGUGUAGUCGGCGCUAAUGAAACAUGUAUGCGAUUUCUGGAAGAAAACCAAGAAAGAUACAAUUUCAAGGUACUGAAGCGUUUAGAAGUAAGUGGUGCGUUUCAUACUCGACAAAUGGAGCAAGCCGUGGCGAAAGUACGUGAGGCAAUGGCAAAUGUGGAAAUACAGAAGGCCCGGUGCAAUGUUUACUCCAACUAUACGGGACAUAUCUAUCCUGCUCGAAAUUCCGAAAUUCGGGCGGUUAUUGCGAAACAAGUGACGAAUCCAGUUAAGUGGGAGCAAAUUCAGCAGCUGCUUUACCGAAAGCAUCGUGAUUACGUAUUCCCGAUGUUCGUAGAGUUGGGCCCUGGUCGACAACUUGGCGCUAUGUUAAUGCAAACCAGCAAAAAGGCUUAUAAAAAUUACCAACAUUUUGGUUGCUAA